Molecule: messenger RNA, 222 nt
Organism: Microthlaspi erraticum
Lineage: Eukaryota; Viridiplantae; Streptophyta; Magnoliopsida; Brassicales; Brassicaceae
Source: the annotation of a GenBank genome assembly
AUGGCUUAUGAUAUGUAUCACGUCCCUCUUUGUGUAUUGUGUUUAGUCAAUGCUGGAACCAACAAGGCGGCUUCAAGCGGCACAUCUCUCAACACAAAAGCGCUUGAUGAUGACACUGAGAACCUUACUCAUGAACGUGUGACUACUGAGCUAAAGAAAGCGAUUAUGCAAGCCCGCACAGAGAAGAAGCUGACAGUCUCAACUUGCUCAAAUUAUCAAUGA